Molecule: messenger RNA, 1917 nt
Organism: Diatraea saccharalis (sugarcane borer)
Lineage: Eukaryota; Metazoa; Arthropoda; Insecta; Lepidoptera; Crambidae
Source: the annotation of a GenBank genome assembly
AUGCCAUCGGUAGGCAACGGGCACGUAGCCACGAACGUGUUCAGCGACACCGUGUACAUGAACGGCUUGUACAACGGACGCGGCGGCCGAAGUCACCGCGCCCGCAUACCCGCCUACGCCAACGUCCGCCUCAACUCCACUCUGACGCAUCAUCCGUUCAAGCCCGUGUACAGCUUGGACACGAGAGACGCCGUGUUCAAAGUGAGAGUAGACAGGGACAGAUCGAUAGUCACUCAGAGGAUUUACGCCCACAAAUUCUACACGAGGACUAUCGUGAACCAGAUUCAAGUCGUCGCAAAGCCGCACGCAGAUCCAAAUUUCAUUCACCACGAGAUUUGGAUAGCAGUGAAGCUGUUGCCGGGAGCGGAGAGCGAGGACGUAGCGUUCGAGAGCCCGGUGCCGGAGAUAGUGGACGGGCGCACGGUGUGGAGCGCGUGCGGGCGGACCGUGGAGGUGGAGGCGGCGGCGCUGCAGCCGGAGCCGAGCGCGGCGUGCGCGUGCUGGACCGGCGUGCCCGACCACCUGGUGGUGCCGCAGCACGGCGCGCGCGUCGUCACCUUCGCGAUGACCCUCGAUACCGACAGGACGGUGGCCAGGCGCGAGCUGCUGCAAGUUUUGCAGGAGGACGGCGAAGAGUUAUUCAGGAAACACGUGGAGCCUUGGCAUCGACUGUAUUACAGCGCCGGAAUCGAUAUAGAAGGAGAUCUGCAGCUCUCUAAGGUGACGAACGCUAUCUGGUACUACUUGCUGAGCUCGUUGCCCUCGGAAGAAUCGUAUCAACCUCUAAACAAAUUUUACGGGCUAAGUCCAGAGGUGACGCCGAGUAGGGAGGUGGCCGAAUACGAGCAACACAUCACAGGCUGCAUCUCCUUCGCCAUUAGGCAAUACCUCGCCGCCACCAGAGAUGAAGAUUUUCUUAAGCACGGUGGCUGCUCUAUCGUCACGAACAUUGCCGAUUUUUGGGCGUCGCGCGCCACCAUCAACUAUACCACUGGACUGUACGAUAUAUCGAAUGUGAUGGGUCCGGACGAAGAUCACGGCAACGUCACCAACUCUAUCUUCACCAACGUGGUCGCCGGCUACUCCUUAUAUUUGGCCGAAUACGUGUCCUGCCUGUGCGCGGCGUACUACCGCGCGCGGUCGGGUGCGGGGGAGGGGGAGGGGGAGGGGGGCCCGCGGUGGGCGGACGUGGCGUGGAGCCUGGCGCUGCCGUACGACGCGGCGCUGGACUACCAUCCGCAGUACGACGGGUACCGGCGCGGUGACGUCAUCAAGCAGGCCGACGCCGUGUUGCUCGCCUACCCACUGCUCUAUCCCAUGAACAGGAGCACGAUGUCCAACGACCUGUCGUACUACGAGUCGGUGACGCGGCCCACCGGCCCGGCCAUGACGUGGAGCAUGCACGCCGUCGCGCACCUGCGGCUGGGCGACGAGCAUCGGGCCGCCGAACUGUUCCACAGGAGCUACCGAGACUACGUCAGGGAGCCGUUCAAGGUGUGGAGCGAGGGCAGCGGCGCGGAUGUGGGCGCGGUGAACUUCCUGACGGGCGCGGCGGGCGCGCUGCAGGCGCUGGGCGCGGGGUACGCGGGCGCGGCCCUGCGCCUCCGCGGCCUGCAACUCGCGCGCGCGCGCCUGCCGCCCGCCGCCACCGCGCUCACGCUCAGAGGUAUAAAGUACCUUGGAGCCAAUCUGACAUUGGAAAUAAAAGAGAAGAGCACGACGCUCCGAGUGAACUCCGUGAAUGGCGACGUGCCUUUGACGCUGUUCGACGGUCAGUACAACGUCACCCUCGUGCCGAAUAUGACAGUGAGUCUAUCGGGCGAGGGUCCGUUCACAAUAAGCGCGUCUCCGUGGAAGGAGUGCAAGCUGCCGAGUGACGUCAUCGGUCACAACUACCUGCGCCCGGAUGACACGUGA